CGCCCUUCAAGAAAUCGACGCCUUCAAGAAAUCGACGCAAACCGGAAGUACGUGCUUUUUUUCGCUAUUUUUCCCGGCAUGCUCCGCGUAAACAUACUGCGUAGUCAAGUGCGUGUCCUUUGUAAGAAACGUUACUGGCUGAUUGAUGUUUUCCACAUAUUAUCCCAGCCGUAAUUCUCUAUAGGGCUACCCUGGAUGUUUAUCACCUCCGUAUUACCCGACGUAGUAUUACAGGUAAAAUGUACACGGCUUGUAAACACAUUGCAUCAAACUUAGUGAUAAACACAAACCUUGAAUAAAGGCAUCUUAAGUAUCCAAAUGAUGUCCUUUGUUUUUGUCUCCAAUUCAUCUCUCUUGUGAGUGUAAAUAAAAUCGUCCCGAUCAAUUGUAGUUAGGAUUGUUUUCUUGUUUGAGUCAAUAAUGUGUGUCACAACAUACGUACACAUGUAGUAGUUUGGUGAAUUGCCGCUAGAGACCCUUACAAUAGUACUGUUACAAGACGGGUUACGUACGUAACUGAUAUUGAAGUUUAAUUUAAAAAGAAAUCCUUUAGAAUAUCCAACUUUAGCAAAGGAUGGCCUAGUUCUGUUUGUUUAUCUAAAAUAAAAGCCCAAAUUAUGUGUGUUUACAUUUUAAAACAACAUUAAUUAAACCAAAAAUGUCAAAUCAGUUUUCAGAAUGCCACGGAAAUAUAACUUAGAACAAUUAGAUGCAGCUGUUUUGUCUGUGCAAGCAGGCACGUACACGUUGACUGAAGCGUCACGCGCUUUUGGUGUGCCAGUAACAACGAUUGGUGACCAUGUGUCAGGAAGACUGAAGUUUACACCUAAGAAAAAACCGUUAAUGAACCCAGACGACGAGGAAGCCCUAAUAGCCUAUGCUAUGCUUAUGGCUGACUGGGGUUUUCCUCUGACAAGAGACCUGAUGGGGCACUUUGCAAAAGGGAUCAUGAAAGAAAGGGACCCAAAUGUGGAGUUUCUUGCAUCGGAUGGUUGGUGGUGGCGCCUUAGGCAAAGGCACCCCGAGCUCUCUCUAAGAAAGCCGGGAUUAAUCAAUAGAGGCAGAGCCGUCAUGUCGCAGCCAUCCGUUGCAGAAUCGCAUUUUGAUUUACUAAAAGAAACCCUCGCACUGCACAACAUUACCGAUCCAAGUAAAAUCUACAAUGUAGAUGAGACUUACUUUCAGUCUAAAGCAAGCUCGAAAGUUGUCGCCAAGAAGGGAAAACAGUUCCCAUAUGAAAGAGAGGUAACCAAUGCCAACCAUGUUACUGUCGUGGAGUGUGGCAGUGCCGUUGGCCAGCUGCUGCCACCGAUGAUUAUAUUCGAGGGCUGUCCCCCAGCACCUGAAGCCAUACAGCAAGGGCCGGAAGACGCCCUUUAUGGCUCCUCUGAGUCGGGGUACAUAGACUCUGACAUGUAUUUGCAAUGGUUUGUCAAAAUUUUCUUGAAACACGCCCCCUCUGCCAGGCCCUUGAUAUUGUUGCAAGACAACUUAGCAGCCCAUGCUUCCAAAGGUCUUAUUGACAGUGCUAAGGAAAACAACAUCAUUUUAUUUAAUAUCCCAGCCCACACUUCUCAUUUUUUACAACCCCUGGAUCAAAUUUUUAAAGAUCUAAAAUUGGAGUAUAGAAAAAUUGCAAAAUCCGCCAGUCUUUUACGGAAAAACCUUCUUAUCACUAAAGCAACUUUUCCAGCAAUUUUUAAAUCUGCUCGAAGGAAAGCACUAACACCAGAAAAACUAUCAGCGUCUUUCAAAACUACAGGGAUAUGGCCACUCAACCCAAAGGCUAUAAAGGCAGAUAAAUACAUAGAAAACGACAGAGCACAUAAGAAGACAAAGACAAGUGGAGACGUGUGCUGCCUCAUAUUGGAGUGCAGCGGUGACGACGAAGAGAGAAAAGACCAAACCACUCAGACAUAUUACGAUGACAAUGGACAGCCGACAGACAAGACGGACUCGAUGACGCAAACAGACUCUACUGACGCGACACCUGUCUGUUACUGUGGUCACAUAUGCAAGAUUGAGCAACACCCAAUGGUGAAGAUGGGCAUAGUGUCUCCAACCAUCGCGAAAGUGCUGAUUGUACCAGCAGAAGGGGCACCCAUGAGAAAAAGAAGAUUUGCAACAGAUUAUAGUAGAUCACAAGUACUGACGUCGGACGAAGUGAUGGCAGAAAAAAGAAGAAAAGAGGAAGAAAGCCAAAGGAUUGUUCAAGAAAAACAGAAGAAAAGGGAAGAUGCCGCUAAGCGAAGGAUAGAGAAGGAGGAGGAGAAGAAAAGAGCGGGCGAGGAGAGGGAGAGAAAGAGGGCUGAGGCACACGAUCGAAAGGCACAGAAGGCCUUGGAAGUGGAACGGAGAAAAGAAUUAAGAAGACAGGAGAAAGAGAAAAAGGAAGAAGAGAAAAGGAAAAGAGCAUAUGAAAAGAGGGCAAAAAGAAUGGGCAUCGUGGCAGGAAAUUUCUUCAUUGAAGAACCGCGGGAAGGAACCGUGGCACCAAGUAGACCUACACCCCGUCGGCCGGCACCGAUAUGUACCGUAUGCAACGGUAUGGAGCCACCAAGUACUAGCACAACUGAGUUGGUGGAAGAAGUGUACGAGUUUAUUCGGUGUGUCGUUUGCAAUGCGCAAGAACAUCUUUCUUGCGCGAAAACACCCACAUUUUUGGACGUUUUUUUAUGCCAUAACUGCUGGCAGGCAUCAGAAUAAAAGAGUAUUGGUUUAGUUCUUUUCAACAUGUAUAUUGUUUAUUAUUAUAAUUACAGUUUUUCAACGUAUUAAUAUUACAGAUAAAGUAAUGUACAUAAAUUUGUGGCCCUUCAUUUGCCCCUUCAUGUCUGUUGUAAAUUCUGUCGUCUGUGAUUGUUUGUUUUCUGUCACAUUGUUCAUCUUGAAAUGAUAAAAUGUGUGUGUAUUCUUUUUUCCGUUUUGAUUAAAAUGGGGCGGUAUACGUAAUUAGGACUACCUCUGUAUAUUAUAAGAUUGUAGUGGAAAUAUAAGUGGUCUUUGAGAAAAGUAAAAUCUUUUAUGACCAAACACUAUUUGUGAGUCUAGAGUUCGUUCUCAGUACGUUUACUUAAGUUCAAUUUCUAAUACACUUUCUAUAAACAUAUAUGACGCCUUACACGCUUCAGACAUCAUUAAAAGCCGAAUUCGUGAAUCGUUUGAACUUUCUUGAAAUGCUAUGAAAACAUGAGACAACAUUGAAAUAUAAAUCGAAAUAAAAAAACAAA
Molecule: messenger RNA, 3230 nt
Organism: Lingula anatina
Lineage: Eukaryota; Metazoa; Brachiopoda; Lingulata; Lingulida; Lingulidae
Cellular component (GO): nucleus
Molecular function (GO): DNA binding
Source: RefSeq, a predicted model, not a curated record